CUGCGCUUGGUUCCCCCAGUUCCCCCAGGUGCAGUCUGUGUCAAAUACAGGAAACAGUAUUUUUGUUCCUUCGGGAUUGCACGGUUACAAGUGAAUUCUUCCUUUCCAAACCGGGAACGAGUAAUGCUGUCGUGACACACGGGCGAGAGAGUUGUUCCGCAACGGAAGACCAGCGUUCGUUUCUCGUUUUCGUUCCUUCAAGAAAACGAUAGCAUUCUCCAGCCGACAACUCUUCUUAGCCAUUUUCGUGGUCCGAUACUAAACAAACGUGUGCCUCUUGUGAUCCGCAAUGGCGGAGACAAACGGGGACGCGAAUUUGAAUACGAAAAAUGGGAAUUUCAUCUGCGGCGUCGUCGAAGGUUUUUACGGCCGACCUUGGACCACAGAACAAAGGAAGGAUCUUUUUCAAAAAUUGAAAAAAUGGGGAAUGGACUCGUAUCUUUACGCGCCAAAAGACGAUUACAAACACCGUGCCUACUGGAGAGACCUGUACACGGUGGAGGAAGCAGAACAUUUAACAGGACUGAUUACAGCUGCUAGAGAAUGCGGUAUUACAUUUUAUUACGCGCUAUCGCCAGGAUUGGAUAUCACUUACUCCAAUGCGAAGGAAGUUACGGUAUUGAAAAGGAAAUUGGAGCAAGUCAGUCAGUUUGGUUGCAUUGCUUUUGCGUUAUUGUUCGAUGAUAUAGAGCCAGAGAUGAGCGAAGCCGAUAAGGAAGUGUUUCAGUCCUUUGCUCAUGCACAAGUUUCCGUUACAAACGAUAUAUUUCAACACCUGGGUCAACCUAAAUUCCUUCUGUGUCCGACACAAUAUUGCUCGACUCGCGCAAUGCCAAAUGUAGCGUCAUCGGAAUAUUUGAAUACCCUCGGGAGUAAAUUAGCGCAAGAAAUUGAUAUAAUGUGGACUGGUCCCAAAGUGAUAUCGAGACUUUUAACGGUUGAAUCUAUCGAGGAGAUCACCGAAGUUUUGAGGAGGCCACCGGUUAUAUGGGACAAUUUGCAUGCUAACGAUUACGAUCAGAAAAGAGUAUUCUUGGGACCGUAUUCUGGCCGCUCUCCCGAUCUGAUUCCCAAAUUGAGGGGCGUUCUGACGAACCCUAAUUGCGAAUACGGAGCAAACUUUAUAGCGAUUCAUACGUUAGCGCAAUGGAGCAAGUGUAACAUCGAUGGAAAACGAGAUUUAACCUUGAAUGAUUCUUUAUCGGCUGACAUAAGGUUAGAAACUGAAACGGAAGAUGGUGUACUCGGUGAAGAUGUUCCUUCAACGAUGUCUCCGAAUAUGUACCAUCCUCGACACGCUUUAAAGAACGCCAUCAACGACUGGUUGCUAGAAUUUAACAAAAAGAAGGCCGCGUGGGGUGUUAUAGCAAAACCACAACCGUGCGUCGCCCCGACAAUACCGAUUCCCAUAAUUCCUUCUGUCAAUACAUGUAUGAGUCUCACGUCAACGACUACAACUACCGUUUCCUCGACACCCGCGCCGGUGACUACGUCCAGUCAUCUUCAAGCAUUGGCCGAAGUUUGCUCAAACGUUACUCCUAGCGACAAUUUUGUACCUCCCUCUGGUCCAGUUAUGAAUUCCUUAGUAUCCGAUACGACCGUUGUUAGCGAACCUAUUAUCCCAACUAUCUCCACUAGCGUGGAACACGCGACGGCUUCGCACGCUUUGUCAUCCAUGGAACCAAUGGAUUGUAACACGACACCCAAUAAUUCUCCAGCCCAUGCAGCCAAGGUCCAUACGGAAGACUAUGUUAUGAUAGAAAAUACUUCUACGUGCAGCGAAGCUUCUGGAAGCAUGCAAGUGGAAGUAGAUAAUACAUCUCCCAUUGUUAACGGUACGCAAAUGAUCGUUGAAAACGACAGCGAGAAUCACGAUACUACGGAUAACGCAGAUCAGGAGUCUCAGGAUUCCAUCGACGCUGAUAAACGGUUGAUGCAGGAGGAUCUAUCGUUGUUAUGCGAUCUUUUCUAUUUACCGUUUGAACACGGCGGUCAAGGCAUUCAAUUGUUGCAAGAAUUUAAUUGGUUGAAAAGCAACGCCCACGUUGUCAUGAGAAAAGCGAAGGAAGACGAGGCUGUGUCUCAAUCUAAUAUUGAGGAAUGGCACGCGCGAGCGGCUAAAUUGAACGACAUGUGCAACUCUGUAAACAGAUUGUUUCAACGACUUACGUAUUGUAACAAUCGUGAGUUGCUGUACGAUCUGUAUUCGUAUGUGUGGGAUAUGAGAGGGGUCGUAUCUCUGCUAAACAGUUACGUGAAAUGGUUGGCGUUUGGCAGAUUCUCGUCGAUGAUGACAAUGUUUACCCAGGGCAGCUACACAUGGUUCUCGAAUGGCUGGAAAGAAACGUUUAUGAGUGGGGAUCAAGAACCUUGGGUGUUCCGUGGAGGACUUACAGCUGAUCUACAGAGAUUAAUCCCAGUGGAUAGUGGUAAUGAUUUGUUCAUUUACAAAGCACCAGAAGUGCCUAGUAGUAAAAUCUACACGAUUAGACCUUACUUAGCAACCGAUGAAGAAACGGUUUACGCCGUGUGCAAUAAAAUCUGCGGCUGCACGAUGCCGUCUGCGGUGGCGGAUAGGCUUCUUGGAGGUUUCUUAACUUUGAGUCCAGAAAUGUGUAUGGUUGUCGAAGAUGAAAGUGGUAUAGUGGGUUACGCCUUGGCUGCAUUGGACGUAAAGGCUUUCAAUACAAAAAUGGCUGUUUCUGUAAUUCCCGAAUUGCGCAUGAAGUACCCAUUGAAUGACAAUAUGAACGAUUUACCACAAAAUGUUCAGGACGCGAUACAGUAUUUCCACUCAUUUGUGCCAGACGUGUCCGAGCAUUUGUGCAGGCAAUAUUCGUCGAUACUUUUCUGUGCAGUGUUACCGAGCGUGACGGAUCAGUCUGUCCCUAAAAGACUGAUUACCUGCAUCCUGGCUGCGUUGAGAGCUAACGGUUCCUUCGGUGUACACACUACGAUGCCGUCCACGGAGAAGGAAUCGCAAGAAUUUUACAGCAAACUAGGCUUCGUGGACCUGAAUCCUGCGUUCGAGGAGCACCCAGGAAUCAAGACUAUGUGUAGAAGCUUCUAACAAAGAGUGAGUACACCAGUGAUAUUUGUGAAUAAAGUAUACUUACUCGGACCAUCGUCGAAGAAAGCUUCCGCGACUUAGAAGCGUACGGGUGGAAAUUAUUUAUUUCUAAAAGAAUCCGAGAACGUAUCUGUCUGUUACGUGUUUCUGUACGACGUACGGAAGCUUAUUUAUCGAUAAAAUUUAUACCUUCCGCGAGAUGGCGAUAGAUAACGUAGGCAGGUUUUACAUUGAUGAUUUGUACUUGCUUUCUGAGAAUUCUCCCAGAAUGUCUGCCUUCUUAAAUUAUAAAAUCACCCGAAUAUGUUUAACGAUAUAUGCGUGCAUACGGUGUAUAUACAGUAUAAACUAAAUGGCAGAGACGUUGAGUAAAGCGAAAGAGAGAAAGUGUGAGAAAGUAUAAAAUGUGCAAUAGUAAACAUUAAUGGAAUGAAUCGUCACAGAAUGGAGGAGAGGAAUCUGUUUAUUUUAUAAAUUUACAUUUGUGUGUUCUAACGCUAUGGGACAUCAGUAUAUCCGGUAUGCUUGUACAUUAAUAGGAAGUUUUCUUGAAAGCAAAUGUACAUAAUGUGUUGAAUGCUGGUACGGUGAAGAAGAUGUCGGUAUGCGUGUUUAAAUGAUAAAUUGUCGAAGCUUUUUAACCCGUUGAAAGGAUAUUUUCUUAUCGGAUACUAACGCCACAAGAAUGCGCCGAACUAGGUCUAGUUUUAACUUCCGGGUCUGUGUUUCCGAGAAAGCUACCUAAUCCUAUAGGUAUUUUACCGCCCCAUAGCAACAUUUUCGCCGCAAACCUACCGUUGCUCCUUGAUACGCCUACAACGAGGCCUUUUUUUUAUGUUUAACGUGACGUCCUAACAUUAUUGUUCUUGAUCAUGUCAAAUCAAAUAUCGGUAUUACUAGCGACACCUAAUUGGCUCUUAUGCUUACGAUACAUAUACGCUCGUGUACAUAUUGCCCAUAUCAUGUGAUACAUAGAAUCGCGUAGAAAGUAUUCAUUAUUUCGCUAGCAGAUUAGUACGCUAAUGUAACAGCAGUUAAUUAUUUGUAACCUGAAUAACAUGAGUUUUUGUAUGAGA
Messenger RNA from Hylaeus volcanicus, 4146 nucleotides. RefSeq names its product protein O-GlcNAcase (gene Oga). Gene Ontology annotation, biological process: glycoprotein metabolic process. The transcript is spliced from 13 exons. Gene Ontology annotation, molecular function: beta-N-acetylglucosaminidase activity. The record is from RefSeq and is a predicted model, not a curated record. Bases 290 to 3070 code for a protein of 926 amino acids. NCBI's taxonomy places the organism in Eukaryota, Metazoa, Arthropoda, Insecta, Hymenoptera, Colletidae.